Molecule: messenger RNA, 1155 nt
Organism: Wickerhamiella sorbophila
Lineage: Eukaryota; Fungi; Ascomycota; Dipodascomycetes; Dipodascales; Trichomonascaceae
Product: putative glutamate 5-kinase
Exons: 1
Coding region: 1-1155 (384 amino acids)
Cellular component (GO): cytoplasm; cytosol
Molecular function (GO): RNA binding; glutamate 5-kinase activity; ATP binding
Source: RefSeq, a predicted model, not a curated record
AUGGUCGGACCUAAAUUGGUGAUAAAAUUAGGAACAUCGUCGCUGUUCGAUGAAGCAACCGGCGAGCACCGGCUGUCUAACAUGUCACAAAUUGUAGAGCAGGUGGUGGCUUUGAGAAAACGCGGGUACAGAGUAUGCCUUGUAUCUUCUGGCGCAAUUGCUGCUGGUCUGCGUCGGUUGAACCUGGACCAUCGUCCUAAACACAAUGCGCAGUUACAGGCAACUGCUGCUACUGGCCAGGCGCGUUUAAUUCGACUCUGGGAUAACCUCUUCAGUCACUUUGAUACGGCAGUUGGACAAGUUCUAUUGACGCGGAACGACAUUGCGCAUCGUUCGUCGUAUCUAAAUGCAGCAAACACCAUCAAUGCCUUACUGGAUAUGGACAUUGUACCAAUUGUUAAUGAAAACGAUACUUUGAGUACCUAUGAGAUCCGCUUCGGUGAUAACGAUACUCUCAGUGCGGUGACGGGUGCAAUGAUUGGAGCCGACAUGCUUUUCUUGUUAACUGAUGUCGACUGCUUGUACACAUCUAAUCCUCGGAAUAAUCCUGAUGCGCAGCCAAUCCGAAUUGUUGAGAACGCUCAGGAAAUCAAGCGUGACCCUUCAAUGAGCCAAGGAUCAGGAGUAGGUACAGGAGGGAUGACUACGAAGCUCAUUGCCGCAAAUCUGGCCACAAGUGCUGGUAUCACAACAUAUAUUUGCCGCAGUUUUGUCAUUGGUAGUGUUUUCAAUAUUCUCGAUGACGUCGAAAAGAAAAUUUCACCAUUGGAGUCUAACCAUCUUUAUACCAGGUUUGAUGCCCAUCCAUCUAUAAAAGACCGCGCCUUCUGGCUUCUCCAUGGUCUGAAGCCUCACGGCUCUAUUACUAUUGAUGCUGGAGCCUUUAGGGCUCUGUCUAGACGGGACAGAGCUGGGCUGCUUCCUGUUGGCUUAGUCGCAGUAUCAGGAUCCUUCCACGAAUCCGAGUGUGUUAAUAUCUUUGUGCAAGAGAAGCCAGAACCAGUUGGGCGAUGCCUUGUCAACUACACAUCCGUUGAACUGGACCGUAUAAAGCAACAUCAUAGCCACGAUAUCCCCCAGAUUCUCGGCUACACAGAGUCAGAGUAUGUGGCCUUCAGAGACAACAUUGCUCUUUUCCCCGAUCCAGUUGUCUAA